ACUUUCCUUGGAAGGAGAUGUUACACAUCGUCUGGUUCCAUCGUUAUCCAGCUUGUUUUACCAUUUGCAUCCAAAUUCUUGGAAAGUAAUGAGGUCACAAAUGCCUUUUUCAUUAUAGUGCAACGAUGCGCUGAAUCAGUGAAGACAUUCUCUAUCAAUAAUCCAUCAUGGAAUCAUCUGGUGCGCGGAUUUUAUAUGUGGAUUGUUCAGCGCUUGAGUUCAAAACCGCGCUCAUUGGUUUCCUACGAACAAUUGUGCUUGCUAUUCGAUCACCCAAAGCAGAGCUUGUAGCUGGCUUAUCUUAUGAUACGAUGUCUUGGAAAUGGUGAAGGCAGAAUCAGAGAAAGAAGGGAUUUUUCGUGACGAAUGUACCGCAGCCGAAUUCAUUCUAACACAAUGGAGAAGUGUUCUUGGUGUUGAUGAGGGAGUCCUCGACUGUUUCGACUUUCUAUUGUAACAUGGACAUCAUUCUCGUGUUAAUCAUGUGCAGUUAGUCAGUGUCUACUUCAAUGCUUGUAAUACUUACGGCAGUAUGAGUAUGAUGCUUUAUGGCUAUAAGUAGCUGCCAAUACGUUCUACUCCUUAUUUUUGUCACAACUAAUAAAACUAUACA
Messenger RNA from Cylicocyclus nassatus, 613 nucleotides. The record is from the annotation of a GenBank genome assembly. Lineage: Eukaryota; Metazoa; Nematoda; Chromadorea; Rhabditida; Strongylidae.